Messenger RNA from Diachasmimorpha longicaudata, 3828 nucleotides. RefSeq names its product putative RNA-binding protein Luc7-like 1. NCBI's taxonomy places the organism in Eukaryota, Metazoa, Arthropoda, Insecta, Hymenoptera, Braconidae. The transcript has 5 exons. Gene Ontology annotation, biological process: mRNA splice site recognition. Gene Ontology annotation, molecular function: mRNA binding. Gene Ontology annotation, cellular component: U2-type prespliceosome; U1 snRNP. The coding region runs from base 2309 to 3148 and encodes 279 amino acids. The record is from RefSeq and is a predicted model, not a curated record.
CAGAUGCGAGCGAUGCUCGAUCAAUUGAUGGGAACUGGACGUAAUGGUGAGAAUAACAAAUUUCAAGUGAAAUACUCCGAUCCGAAGGUCUGCAAGAGCUUCCUCUUGGCCUGCUGUCCCCACGAGAUAUUAUCAUCCACUUUCUUAUUUCCAGAGGUGUCUGGAAAAACCAAUUCCAAUAGAGAAACCAUUCGAGAAUAAUGUCCUCUCUUAUGUCGUACUUGUCUCUCGCACACACGCGUUAACCUGUAAGUACUGAAAAAAAAAACAAAAAAAAAAACAAAACAAAAAACGAUAAAUUACGAAAACCGAGAGAUAAAAGGACGUACGUAUGUUACUUCACAUUUGACUUUAUUUGUUUUUAUUAUAAUCGUUUUUUGAAGUAUUUUUCAUGAAAUGAAAUCAGUUGGUAGAAGGCUUUAUCAGCCUUAUCCUUCUCAAAUUUCCCAGUGCCUUACAUAUAAGAGGAGUGGGGCAAAAUGGAUCGGCCGUAAAUUCUGGUUUUGAACAAUCAAAAAAUGCAAAAGGGAAUGUUAUCACUGAGCAAUUCAAUUUACUAUUUUUCCCAGGAAACAAAUUAUAAUUAUGACGACUUUCCAUGGACUUUGACAAAAAAAAAACAAACAUAAAAAAGUCUUUAUCAAAACUUUCCUUUGAAUCACAAAACAUCACAAACUAUAGAAUAUACUGAUGUCAGUUAUUUAAUGUGGUGUUAUCAUUUUUGAGCUCACAUGGGGCCAAACAAAAUUUUUCUUAAUGUCGCUCUAUAUCAAUUUUUUCUCGCCGUCCCAUUUUACCCCACCGUCCUUUACUUGUGAAGAAGAGAGAACAUUCUUCAGGGAAUAAAUUUAUACCGUAAUGACUAUCAGGGGCCUGAUAAUUAAUCACCGACGUUAUCAUCACCGAUAUUUUGCAUAUCCAAGAUGGAAAUGUCAGCAAAAAAUUCAGCAGUGAAGUUAAUGCUUUCAAUCACUCGAUUGUUUUAACAAUGAAUCUUUCUCGAUAAAAAUUUCACGUCGAGUUGUGUAGAGAGCGUCAACUACUCUCUAAAAUCACUCACUACUAAGAAAUAUAAUCCAAUGGCCAAGAGAAAAAAAAAUGAUAACAAAUUUGUGACGUUUUGAAUCUUCACUGCUGAAUUUAAUUCUCAAGGACAGUUAAUGUACCCAUCCAGUUACCCUGUAAUUUUUGUAAUCAUACGAAUUGACGUGGAGAGGUAUACCAGAGUUUAAAUAAAAAAUCACAAACAUUAAUAGCGCUUUGGUAAGUAGCGUGACUGUUUUGAUGCGAUAAUAAAUAAAACAUGAAAUUGAAGUUUAACGGCAGAAGGCUAUCACAAUAACGAAACAUUAAAAUCAACUUGGUUAUUAUUCGUGAGUAUAAACAAAGAAAUGAAAGAAAGAAAAUGAAUGCAUAGUUAGUCACACCCCGAAGGUACGCAGCCAUACGCAGAUAUUCUGUAAGUAAAGCACUCUGAAAAUGUCUUUCACUUUACAAGAGAUUGAAAGAAACUCUGUUAAUGAAUUAUGGAUAAUUAUCUCGCUGUGCAUGAUAAUCGCGAUUUUUCAAAUUAAUUGAAAUUCAGUAAUCAGUGAAAUAAUUUCUUCAACGGCAAAUUCAAGUGACUACGAAUAAAGAAAAUUGAAUAUUUGGAAUAUGACUGAUCGUCCAGGAUCGUGUGAAAAUUCAUCGCAGGAUGUACGUAUUACGAUUGAAAUAAAUUAAAAUUUACCAACUUGUCAUUCAACUGACUUAAUUGACCUAUUGAUACUCUAAAGAUAUUGAGAUCCAAUUGUCUUUGGCUAACUUAUUUAAUAGAAUAAUUAGGUUGUAAGUUAUUGCCAUAUGAAAUAUGAAAUAUAUUGUGACAAAGCCUUAAGGUGUGUAUGCUGAUUUGUAGCAUCAUUACCCAUCGCAUUCGCGCGUCAGGCGGACAGGUGUUGCCACUCUGUAAGUCAAAACCACCAGAAUAUUGUAUCUACCUAUAUAGAAAUAAAACCUUCCAUCGCCGAAGAUGAAAAAAAAAAGUAAUAAGAAUAUGAAGAAUCAUUCCAUCUGCAGAAGAGCCUUUCUCACAUUGAUUGAACAAAUUUGAGGGUGAAAUUAUGGGUGACUGAGUGAAUGGCUGGGUGAGUGGGAGUGUACGAAGUGAUAAUGAAUAAAUAAUUAUAAAAGGAUCAUGAAUUAAGAUUGAUUUUAUCGGAAUGAGGGGCAAGGAAUAUUCAUAUUUUAUCAGAAAGCUAAAUGACUUGCUCAGAAUCAACGUUAUUAAAUCUCUAUUUCAAUUGAUAUUGUCUAAUGUUCUUCUAUGAUUUGUCAAUCGCAGCGCAUGGACCUGGGAGAAUGCCCCCAGAUUCACGAUUUAGCCUUACGGGCUGACUAUGAGGCAGCACAGAAGAAGAAGGAUCACUUUUACGAUAUUGACGCAAUGGAACAUCUUCAAAAUUUCAUUGCGGACUGUGAUCGUCGUACAGAGCAGGCAAAGCAACGUCUAGCAGAAACUCAAGAGGAAUUGAGUGCAGAAGUUGCGGCUAAAGCGAACAGCGUUCACGUUCUUGCCGAGGAAAUUGGAAAGAAGUUAGCCAAAGCCGAGCAGCUUGGUGAAGAGGGCUUCGUUGAGGAAUCCAUGAAGCUCAUGGGUGAGAUUGAUGAGCUCCGAAAGCGUAAAAAUGAAGCCGAACAGGAGUAUCGAAACAGUAUGCCAGCUUCGAGUUAUCAGCAGCAGAAACUUCGGGUUUGUGAGGUGUGCAGCGCUUAUCUUGGCAUUCACGACAAUGACAGACGUCUGGCGGAUCAUUUCGGGGGGAAAUUGCAUUUGGGAUUUAUCAAGAUACGUGAGAAAUUAGCUGACUUGGAGAAGACUGUUGAGGAGAGACGUAGAGAGAAACGAGAGUCCAUGAUGGACAGGGACAGACACCGUGACAGGGAUGAUCGUGAUCGUCGAGACUCCAGGGAUAGAGGCCGUGGACUGGGGUACAGGGAGCGUGAGCGUGAUCGUGAUCGCGAUCGUGAUCGCAGGGAUCGAGACAGGAGACGCUCACGAUCACGCAGUCGCAGUCGUGGGAAGAGAUCAAGACGUUCACGCAGCAACAGCCGCAGUCGUCGUUCGCGCUCACGACGAAGUGGAUCAAACGAUCGUAAACGAUAAUUCACCCGGCCUUCCACAGGACGAGGUAAGACUUUUCGACAGCGACGAGACGUUACGAAGACCGAGACACAACUGUUUUGAGGAAACUGAAGAGAAACUUCAAACGCCCAGGCUCACCAUGCACGUGCAAAUGUAAUGUAAGCUCAUAGACCAUCAAAUUGUCCUCUUUUAUUUACCAUUAUUUUAAAUUCGUUAUUCCAUUCAAUUAGUCAUACUUGUACUUGUACUUGAAUGAAAAAUCCAAGACAUCGGAAUUUUAGCAGUCCACCGCUGCCACUUGCCACGCAUUGGUAAUGAAUCAUUCUACUUUUUUUUUAUCCACUAUUUUCGUAUUUAAAUAUUUCAAUUUCAAAAUCAGUGUUUAAUCUUCAAUUGAUUUAUAACUGAUCACAUUUAUUGAAUAAAUUCAAGUUCACUGUUUUGUUCAACAAGUCUCGGGUUAUUUUGUCUUUCAUGUAAAUAAAUUCUCCUCAAUCAUUUCUUUUUUCUUUUUUUUUUGAGCAACCCGACAACAAUCGAUCAUAAAUCAUUCGACAAUUUCCCAUAUCUUAUGGAUAAUCUUCUUUUUGUUUGCUUUUUUAUAGUUAAUUAUAUUAGCUCUAGCCCAAUGUCUGUUAUUGUGUAAACUUUCAUCAUCGAUGAAUUAAUUAAUAAAGGCAUUCCAUAACAAACAAUAUAAA